Molecule: messenger RNA, 2036 nt
Organism: Pocillopora verrucosa
Lineage: Eukaryota; Metazoa; Cnidaria; Anthozoa; Scleractinia; Pocilloporidae
Product: DNA excision repair protein ERCC-1
Biological process (GO): UV-damage excision repair; mitotic recombination
Cellular component (GO): ERCC4-ERCC1 complex; nucleotide-excision repair factor 1 complex; nucleus
Molecular function (GO): single-stranded DNA binding; damaged DNA binding
Source: RefSeq, a predicted model, not a curated record
AAUGGCGGCAACCAAAAGGAAAUUCACUGUUCCAUCUCUAGAAGAGUUGGACAAGGAUGUACAAGAAUCCAGGCGUAAUCCAAUAUUUAAUACGUAUAAGACAUCCAGCAAGGAUAUCGAAGAAAGUAGGGAUGGUACUAACUCGGCAACAAGUAAUGCUGGUGAUUUAAAAAGACACGAAGUCAACAACCUUGGAAGCAAAUCUGAGCUAACACUGAAUGGAGGGACAGGAUUACUCAACAAAAACUGCGUUCCAAAACAGGAUUCUGUCCCUUUUCGGGAAAUUCUACCUGCCCAGAACAAGGUUGAAGGAGAAGGAAAUAGUAGCAGUGAUUGUUCUGUCAAACCUACCGUGGGAAAGACAUUCCGAGAGACGUUUGCAUUUCUGGAGGAGACGAAUCAUUUUAAAGAGACAGUAGCAAAAAUAAAGGAAAAAGAAUCAACAAUAGAUGUCAACAGUUCAUCUGUACCUGUGACUUCAAAAUCAAACAGAAAUGCUAUUAUUGUUAAUCCAAGACAGAAGGGAAAUCCAGUGUUAAAACAUAUCAGGAAUGUUCCAUGGGAGAUGGGAGAUAUUAUUCCAGAUUAUGUGCUGGGUCCUUCGACUUGUGCUCUGUUUUUAAGUUUAAGGUAUCAUCACUUUAACCCAGAGUACAUCCAUGAGAGACUGAAACUCCUUGGACAGAGAUAUGAACUUAGAAUACUUCUUGUUCAAGUUGAUGUGAAAGAUCCUCACCAGACGAUAAGGGAGCUUUCUAAAAUGGCACUGAUGGCUGACUGUACUCUUAUGCUUGCCUGGAGCUCAGAGGAGGCAGGAAGAUAUCUUGAAACUUACAAAGUUUAUGAAAAUAAACCACCUGAUGCUCUUCUUGGUCAAAGUGAAGGAGAUUACCUCAGCAAGCUCACGGAUUGCUUAACCACUGUGAAAGGAGUAAACAAAACAGAUGUAGUGUCUCUCAGCUCCACAUUUGGGUCCCUUGCUAAUAUGGCAACAGCCUCAAAGGACGACUUGGCUUUACUUCCUGGAUUUGGGCCUUUGAAGGCUCAGAGACUACAUAACCUGAUUCAACAGCCAUUUGUUGCCAAAAAAGCAAAAUCAUCAGAAGUUAAAGAAAGGUCAUGAUAUUUAUUUAAAUUAAUAGCAUGUCAAGUCCAUCAUGUUAAGAAAGACAAAGGAAAUAGAUUGCAAAACUUAUUACUGGUAACUAUACUGUAAAUAGUUAUUUAAUUCAUACUGCUCUGUAUAUACUCACAAUUUAUGCACACCGACUGUACAGAGGUAAUUAAAUGUGAUCAAAAUGUUGGGGUGUAUGCAGAAAAUUACAUUGUCUCCCAGCUGAAACAAUUUUCCUCAAAUGUUUUCAACAUUCAACCAAGAAGGUAAUGGAAAUUGUUCAUCAUAAUUUUACAAAGAAGGAGAAAGAAACUUUUAUAUACAAUACAAAUCAAAGAUUUACAGGUGCACAAGCUCAUGAAUAAAUGUCAGUCACUUUCCAACUUAAGAGUCCUUUUCUGUUGCCUGCAUAAUCAGUGUUUUUUUUUUUUACCAUUUAGCUUUUUAUGACCAUUUUUUCAUUCUUAUCCAUUCCAAAUUUUAUUGAGAGGUAUGGUUGUAUUCUAUUGCUGUUCUCCUGUUUGUUUAUGUUUUUGCAUGAGCUCACAUCGGAAGAUAGUGUUUUGAAGUUCACUUAUUACAUUCUAUGACCAUUUUGGAUUUAUGUUUACUUAAAAUUUUUUUUAAUGUAUAUGCUGUGCAGUUACUUCCUCAUGGUAGUAUUAUUAAGCUGGAUAUGGUGAUAUUAGCUAAAGGUAACUGUAAAGUUGCUUAGAACAAGCUUUACCCUGUAUUUAAGCUCUACCUAAUAUAUUUGACUCCGUUCAAUAUAACUAUUGUUAGUCAUUUCUUGUUCAUUCGCUUUGGUUGUGGAAAUAUUGCAAUAAGUUUAUCAAUCCUUCUCCUUCAAAUUUUCUUUAAAAUUAAGCAUUAGAUCGUAAUUAUCACAGAAUAAAUAUCAAUGGUCUAGACCCUUUGUAAA